Messenger RNA from Colius striatus (speckled mousebird), 4103 nucleotides. Its product is annotated as ras GTPase-activating protein 1. Gene Ontology annotation, molecular function: protein binding. The transcript is spliced from 26 exons. Gene Ontology annotation, biological process: regulation of GTPase activity. NCBI's taxonomy places the organism in Eukaryota, Metazoa, Chordata, Aves, Coliiformes, Coliidae. The coding region runs from base 714 to 3461 and encodes 915 amino acids. The record is from RefSeq and is a predicted model, not a curated record.
GUGCACUGCAGGAACCUCCUGGACUGUGCAUGCUUAGCUGUGUGACUUUUCCAGCAAAUAUCAAGGUGGCUGAAGUCCCCCAUGAGAACCAGGGCCUGUGAUUGUGAGGCGUCUUUCAGGUGUCUGUAGAAGGCCUCAUCGACUUCCUCCUCCUGAUCAGGGCAGGUGGGCUCCUCACUGAUCCUCCCUGCUUCUCCCUGGUGUACCUCACACACCCAGCAGCCCUGCAUGGGCCGCUCCGAUGUGUGCUCAUCCCAAAGGCUGCAACUCAGCUCCUCUCCGCCUCUCGUGUGGGUCUGUUCCGUGGCCCUCAAGCACUCCAGUACGGCCUGCGGCAUGGCCGCCUCCUCACACAGUCCCUUGCCCGUCCGGGUGCACUCACUCGGAGCUGCUGGUGGCUCUCAGUCCUGCCAUUGCCCUCCAUGGGUUGCAGGGGCACAGCCUGCGUUCUCGCCAUGGGUUGCAGAGGGGUCUCCGGUCCGGCACUCCUCCUUCCUUCCUCCUUCUCUGACUGUGGGGUCCGCAUGGUCGCCUCCGUCUUGUACCACUCCUACACCUCCUACGAAACACUUCAAAUUCCCGCCAGAUUGGCCCAGCCAGGCUGGAGGUGGGUCUGAACCCAAGAGCUGGGAGAAAGUCCAAGAACUCAUAACCGGGUCUGCACUGCAGCCCCGUCCCCCUGUUGCCAAGCAAAAACGGCUCCUCGCUAAACCAUGACAGCAUCACAGAGGCUUACUCAAGUGUGCAGGUUUCCCUGGAUGGGUGCAAGAGGAUCCUCCACAGCUAGACACUCCCUUGGGGCAGUCAGCCUUCUGACUCUCAUCUUGGCAUGCAGGUGGUAUCAUGGAAAACUCGACAGAGCAAUUGCAGAAGAACGCCUUUGGCAAGCAGGAAAACCUGGAAGUUACCUUAUUCGAGAGAGUGAUCGGAGACCAGGUUCAUUUGUGCUUUCAUUUCUUAGCAAAGCAAACGUCAAUCAUUUUAGGAUAAUUGCCAUGUGUGGAGACUAUUACAUUGGUGGACGCCGUUUUGCGUCACUCUCUGACCUAAUUGGUUAUUACAGUCAUGUGUCUUGUUUGCUGAAGGGGGAAAAACUCUUCUUUCCAGUAGCACCUCCAGAGCCUGUGGAGGAUAGAAGGAGAGUUCGAGCAAUUCUGCCUUACACCAAAGUGCCAGAAACGGAUGAAAUAAGAAAUGUCACUGUAACUCUCUUCAGUUUCCUUAAAGGAGAUAUGUUUAUUGUCCAUAAUGAAUUGGAAGAUGGCUGGAUGUGGGUUACAAACCUACGAACAGAUGAACAAGGUCUUAUUGUAGAAGACCUGGUAGAAGAGGUGGGAAGAGAAGAAGAUCCACAUGAAGGCAAAAUAUGGUUCCAUGGGAAGAUCUCCAAACAAGAGGCUUACAAUUUGCUGAUGACAGUUGGUCAGGUGUGCAGUUUUCUUGUGAGGCCUUCAGAUAAUACACCUGGUGAUUAUUCACUUUAUUUUCGGACCAGUGAAAAUAUUCAGCGUUUUAAAAUAUGUCCAACAUCAAGCAAUCAGUUUAUGAUGGGAGGCAGAUAUUAUAAUAGUAUUGCUGAGAUCAUUGAACAUUAUAGAAAAAAACAGAUUGUUGAAGGAUAUUACCUUAAAGAUCCUGUUCCAGUGCAGCAUCAAGAACAAGUGCUUAACGAUACAGUGGAUGGAAAAGAAAUCUACAACACAAUUCGUCACAAAACAAAGGAUGCUUUCUAUAAAAAUAUCGUCAAAAAAGGAUAUCUUCUGAAAAAAAGCAAAGGAAAGAGAUGGAAAACCCUGUACUUUAUCUUGGAGGGAAAUGAUGCUCAGCUUAUUUAUUUUGAAAGUGAAAAACGAGCCACAAAACCUAAAGGAUUAAUAGACCUCAGUGUGUGUUCAGUCUAUGGAGUACAUGACAGUUUAUUUGGCAGGCCAAACUGUUUUCAGAUAGUAGUUCAGCACUUCAGUGAAGAGCAUUACAUAUUUUACUUUGCAGGAGAAACUCCAGAACAAGCACAGGACUGGAUGAAGGCUUUGCAGAUGUUUUGCAGUUUAAGAAAAAACAGUCCAGGGACAUCAAAUAAACGUCUGCGUCAGGUCAGCAGUCUUAUUUUGCAUGUAGAAGAAGCUCAUACGCUCCCAGUAAAACAUUUUACUAAUCCGUAUUGUAACAUCUACCUGAACAGUGUCCAGGUAGCAAAAACACAUAUCAGGGAAGGGCAGAACCCUGUAUGGUCAGAAGAAUUUGUCUUUGAUGAUCUUUCAUCUGAUAUUAAUAGAUUUGAGAUAAGUCUUAGUAACAAAACAAAGAAAAGUAAAGAUCCAGAUAUAUUGUUUAUGCGUUGCCAAUUAAGCCGAUUACAGAAAGGCCAUGCAACAGAUGAGUGGUUUCAACUCAGUUCCUAUAUACCACUGAAGGGCAUUGAGCCUGGAUCUUUGCGUGUUCGAGCACGAUAUUCUAUGGAGAAGAUCAUGCCAGAAGAGGAGUACAGUGAGUUUAAAGAGCUCAUACUCCAGAAAGAGAUGCAUGUAGUCUAUGCCUUAUCACAUGUUUGUGGACAGGAUAGAACACUGUUGGCUGGGAUUUUAUUGAAGAUUUUUCUUCAUGAAAAGCUUGAGUCACUAUUGUUACGAACACUAAAUGACAGGGAAAUAAGCAUGGAAGAAGAAGCUACUACUUUAUUUCGUGCUACCACUUUAGCAAGUACACUUAUGGAGCAAUAUAUGAAAGCCACGGCAACACGUUUUGUUCACCAUGCACUGAAAGACAGUAUAUUAAAAAUAAUGGAGAGCAAGCAGUCUUGUGAGCUAAAUCCCUCAAAAUUAGAAAAAAAUGAAGAUGUAAACACUAAUUUGGCACAUCUACUCAGUAUCCUUUCAGAAUUGGUGGAGAAAAUAUUCAUGGCUGCAGAGAUAUUGCCUCCGACACUGAGAUAUAUUUAUGGAUGCUUGCAGAAGUCUGUUCAAAACAAGUGGCCAGCUAAUAGCACAAUGAGAACAAGAGUUAUUAGUGGCUUUGUUUUUCUUCGACUGAUUUGUCCUGCUAUCCUGAACCCAAGGAUGUUUAAUAUCAUCUCAGAUUCUCCUUCUCCUACUGCUGCAAGAACGCUGACGCUGGUUGCCAAGUCUGUGCAGAAUUUAGCAAAUCUGGUUGAAUUUGGAGCUAAGGAGCCAUACAUGGAGGGAGUAAAUCCAUUCAUCAAAAGUAAUAAACAUCGCAUGAUCAUGUUCUUAGAUGAACUUGGGAAUGUUCCUGAGCUUCCAGACACUACAGAGAACUCUAGAACUGACUUAUGUCGUUACCUGGCAGCCUUGCAUGAGAUAUGUGUGGCACAUUCAGAUGAACUUCGGACACUCAGUAAUGAGCGAGGUGUAAUGCAGCAUGUUCUUAAGAAGCUGUUGGCUAUUACAGAACUGCUUCAACAAAAACAAAAUCAGUAUUCAGUGUCUAGUAACAUCAGGUAGCAACUCUCUACCUGCAUUCUGCAUGGAUCCAGCAUGUCUAACAUGGCAACUCACACAAGUAUGGCUCUUGCCAAAAAUAGCACACUGUCACAUUCCCAGUGAUAUGUGAACUAUGCAAAAAGAAAGCAAAGAUUCUGUUAGUGAAUGAUUGUACCAGCAGCUUUUUUAACUAUCUGUGCAGGAUAUUUGCACUUUUUUCCACUUGGAACCAUUUUUUACAGCCUCUGAGCCUUGGCGUUUCUGCAAAGAAAAUGCUGUGACUUUGAAAAUUAUUUUCAACUCCUGCAAUGGCCAAAGUUUUUGUCUUGUUGGAAAAGAAUUAUCAACUGACAAAGAAAUAAAUUGUUUUGACAGCUACAUGUAACUGGAUAUCAUUUUUUACUGCAAUUUCUGACUGGUUACAAUUAUUAUGACAUUUGACUGUUUCAAUCACUUGAACUUGUACGUACAAUUUCCAGUGUUUCAUGGUUAUGGUAAGAAAAAUCUUUUCUGUAUACUUUUUGUACUAUGCUGUUUCUCUUGAUGGAAUCAUGUCAAAAGAAUAUACAGAAUGGAUCUUCUCAGCUUUAUUCUUUACUGUGCUACUGAUUCAGUCCAAAUAAUUCUUCUGUCAUGGACUGUAUAUCCAUCCAGGUAAAUCAC